UCUAGCAUGUAUCCUGCUGUUCCUAUAUGAUAACUAGGGAGUUGGUAAGAAGUUUCUCUUUACAGGAAUGUUUCAGUUAAUAAAAAAGAAGCAAGGGUAGAAUUAGAAAAUUAUGAUUUUGUAAAAAAAGAAAAUUAUGAUUUUGCAAUCUGGAUGGAUCUAGAUCAGGAGUCAAUAAACUUUUUCUGUAAGGGACCAGAUAGUGAAUAUUUUAAGCUUUGUGGGCCCUAUAGUCUCUGUUGCAACUAUUCAAGUCUGCAUUGGAGUGUGGAAGCAGCCAUUGGCAAUGGACGUGAUUGUUUCAGUAAAACUUUAUUUAUAAAAACAGGGUGCACUGGUUGGAUUUUGUCCAUAGGCUGUAGUUUGCAGACCCCUGAUCUAGAUAAUGAUUAUCAGUAUCUGAUAAUAUCACAAUAAAAGAGACACCAGGUUUUGUUCCUCCUAAUGGAGGUACAUGGCUCAUCUUGGGGGGGAAAACCAGAAUCUGAUGAGGCUUUUUGAUUUAACUACCAAUUUUCAGAGAAUAAAAGGAACAGAGGAACAUAUUAGAAAAUGCAGGAAGAAGCAGUCAGCAAAAUCUAGACUUUGGGAAACUCCAGAGAACAAACGACUUUUUAAACAAAUUUUCAAGAGGGAAAAUAAUAUGGAGGAGUAAUCUAGAGAUUAAAAAUGACUUAAGAAAUAUAUCACAUAGUUUAUAGUCUAGGGCUUGUUUCCCUGUAGGAGCUCUGUAUUGCUGGAGAAGGAGCAAAAGUGCCCUAAUCCUUUUAGGAUUAAUUUAUUCAAAAGAAAUAACAGAAAAAUACUCAACAUGCAAAAAGAAAAUGAAGGAAAACUACAGAACAUGCCAAAGGUGGAGGCACACUGCCCUUCAGAAGAUGUACCACAGGAGGCAGAGGGAAAUCCUCAGCCUUCUGAAGGUAUAAGCCAGGAAACAGGAAGCCUGAGAGGAGGGCUGACCCAUCCUGGCCUGGGGUUUAAAGAGGACACUCCCAUGAGGCAUUUGGACCUGGAAGAAAUAAUAAGAGGCGUAGAUGAGUGGGAAAAGCUUAAGAAAGAGAUAAGAAGAGUAGGAAACAAGUUUGCGAUGAUGCAUUGGAAGCAAAGACAUUCAUGCAGCUGUUCUUAUCCUGUGUGUUCUAGACCGUAAAUUCUUUUUUUUUUUUUUGUCUGAUAUUAAAAUCUGGCCCCUGCUUUCUUUCUGUGUUUUCUGAUGUAUCUUUGACAUUUGUUUUACUUUUAAUCAUCUGGUGGAAUUUUUUUUUUUAGGUAGUGUCCUUGGUACCAGCAUCUCACUGGAUUUUGUGUUUUGACCCAUUAUGCAGAUCUGUUUUUUAGUUGGAAAGUUUUACACAUAUGCAUGAAAAUUUAUUCAUCCUAUAUUGCAAAGUUAAACAUAACAUGUUUACAAAGCAGUAUAUUUAGU
Molecule: messenger RNA, 1426 nt
Organism: Acinonyx jubatus (cheetah)
Lineage: Eukaryota; Metazoa; Chordata; Mammalia; Carnivora; Felidae
Product: transcription elongation factor A protein-like 8
Exons: 1
Coding region: 812-1150 (112 amino acids)
Source: RefSeq, a predicted model, not a curated record